CGAGCGCGAUUCUGAGCCGCAGCAAAAUACACGACGUGACAGUGACCGUUUCCUUCGCCUUCCUUCGUCCCAGUGAUUUCUCAGACUCUUGGCGUGAACGGUAAAUUCAGGACUUCCUUGUAGCUCUGCUUCGCGAAUCGUUAUGAUGUGCGCAAAACUGAAAGUUAGCGUGGUGACAACACUAUUGAUUGCCUUGACGGUCGUUAUGCUCGCCUCUCCAUCCCAAGCGGCUCGGAUCUACGAGAAAGAAUCCAAGACGAAAGAGCCGCCGAAGAACAUGGAGAAACCUGACGGGUCUGUGGAUAAAUACGCUGAAGAACCCUCUGACAGAUUGACUUCGAUCUACAACUACAUAAAGCAACUCGUUCAGGGAAUCAGUGGACAAGAGAAGAAUGUGGACAUCUUCAAGAAGAUUCGAGAUCACGUUGAAGAAACGUAUGCGGUGCAUGAGCCCAACGAGCUGGAAGACGAUGAAGGUUUCGAACGCUUGUGUCAGACCACCAAUAAAUGGGUUCUCCUCAAUCGAACCUUGAACACGAACGGUGAAGAAGUUGAGAUAGUCCACGACAUCUACGCCCAGUGGUAUCACUACUACGAGUGUGUUGACGCCGAUCAGCCUUGCCUGGCCAUUAAGGAUAACUUCGAGAGCUCUUGCGUCCAAACGGAAGCUUUCCAGCUUAUGUACGCACGUCCCUUAGGAGCGCCGCACGCUCGCCCCACUUUCAUGUACGUGCUUGUUCCCAGGGACUGUGUCUGCAAAGCUCACACGAUCAAAGCUAACCAGCCGUUCCCAGAGUGAAGUGGAGAAAAUCUCACGACAAGGGACGAAAUCCAUGAUACUUUCGAAUGUACAUACAAUUUCUCUAUUUAUUGCAUUAUGCGGAAUACUGACAGGCCAUGAGAAAUCGGCCGAGCAGCCAGGGACUUAGCAACAUUUGAGCCCGGAUGUUGCCGACACAAAGCCGAUCUUACCUACUCUUCCCCGUUUGAUAACAAACUCGAGAACUCUGCCAAUGCACAGGCCCUCGCUCAGCCGGUUCCGGAAGAGCGACACUGAACAUGAAAAUGCAACGGAUACAUAUAAGAGUUCCCGAGGAUUCUCCGCUUGCCGCCUGUGGAGGGGGGGUUAAUCUCGUGCCCGGUGUGUUUUUGGACAAUUCUCAAUAAGAAUGAUGCG
Messenger RNA from Galendromus occidentalis (western predatory mite), 1177 nucleotides. RefSeq lists its product as uncharacterized. Gene Ontology annotation, cellular component: extracellular region. Gene Ontology annotation, molecular function: growth factor activity; Toll binding. The record is from RefSeq and is a predicted model, not a curated record. Bases 143 to 799 code for a protein of 218 amino acids. NCBI's taxonomy places the organism in Eukaryota, Metazoa, Arthropoda, Arachnida, Mesostigmata, Phytoseiidae. The transcript has a single exon. Gene Ontology annotation, biological process: innate immune response; central nervous system formation.